Linum trigynum is the source of this 897-nucleotide messenger RNA. NCBI's taxonomy places the organism in Eukaryota, Viridiplantae, Streptophyta, Magnoliopsida, Malpighiales, Linaceae. The record is from the annotation of a GenBank genome assembly.
AUGAACAUACCUGCUCUUAUCAACUCUAUCGGAUGGAGAGAUGUCCUACUCAAUCAGCACUUUGGUAAAUGCCCUGAACCAGUUCGCAUGUUCUAUGCGAACAUGAAGCCCUGUUUCAAUACCAUCCCACCGUCCUUCACCACAAUUGUGUUCAAUUACUUGAUCACAAUCAAUGUGGAACUGCUGUCCCUGUUGCUGGGGAUUCCCAUCCACGGUGCUGAAGUCAUGGAUGCUUCUGACUUCCAAUCUGUCAGGUUCAAUGAGAUCGAAGCUCUUCGUCUCUACACUCGAGACACUGGGCGCUACUAUCCAAACAUGCUGGCUUCAGGACGGCUUCCGGACGAUCUCAAGGUCCUCCACUAUUACAUCACUCGAGUCUUUCUCCCCCGCUCCUAUGGCCAUUCCACGAUUCACCCCACUGACAUGUGGAUUUUGGCCAGUGCCAAAGAAAAUCGUCUCAUCAGUUAUCCUCACUUAAUGUUUGGUCACAUGAUCACUUACUCUGAGGAUAAUCUCAAUGGAGCCCUUCCCUUUGCACCUCAAAUCACCCUGUUGCUUCGUGCACUUGGAGUUUAUUUGCGGUACAAAGUCUCCCGAGUGGACCUGAUUGAUCGACUUCAGGCUCAGUUCAUUCUUCGGAAGGUUGAUGCCUCCGUUGGUCGUCGCGGUCCUCUGGUCAAUGCUCCAGGGGGAGAUCAGGUUGUCAAUGAAGUUCCUGACCCGGAAGACGGUCUCAGCAUUGCUGAUCUGGUUGCUGAUCUCACUCAAAAAAAGAAAGACGACGGACCAAGCUCAAGCGGAAUUCAAAAGGGGCUGACUGAUGAUGAAGCUCUUGAGAUCAGCAGUGAUGAUGAGGACAUCUCUGAUUACAUCCCAUCUCCACCUCAUCCGUUUUAA